GACAACUAUAUUUCCCUGCCCCUGCUGGAGCGGCAGGCCACCGGCUCCUCCAGCGCAGGGAGGCAUGUUCCCUUCGAUGCCUGCAUCAGCCACUCAGCAUCCUGCAGCUCCUCCCUUAUCGACAGCUCCCGCUCUGGAGACAUGGACACAGACUCCAAACAAAACUACAGCAUGCACACCAGCAUCAGUGAGAUCCUGAAGGAGAAGAGCCUGAAGCCGUCCCGCCGCAGCCUGCCCUGCCUGGCCCAGAGUCAGACCCAUCCACUCAAUCUCAACCACUUCCUGUCUGUGCCUCUGAGCCCGGAGCCCAAACUUGAACCGGAGGCCCUGAGCCAGAGCAUCAGCACCUCCUGCAGCCUCCUCCCCCCACAGCCAGCUGAGGACGGCAAGGAUCACUACGUGGAGGAGUCAGAGGCCAGCACCUAUGAGGCGAGGGCAGACGAGUCGUUUCUGAUACAGAAGCCUGUCACCCGCGCUAAACUAGAGGCCCGCACAGACUCACUUCAGGGAAAGAGCCCAGCGGAUUCAUCGGGACUCUUUUUCCGAGAUGGGAAAAAGCGCAUUGACUACAUCCUGGUUUAUAAGAAGUCCAGUCUGCAGGUGGAGAAGAGGUGCACCUUUGAGAAGAAUCUGCGUGCUGAGGGCCUGAUGCUGGAGAAGGAGCCUUCCUUGACCAACAAUGACAUAAUGUUCGUGAAGAUCCAUGCUCCUUGGGAUACGCUUUGCAAAUACGCAGAGCAGAUGAACAUCCGGAUGCCAUUCAGGAAAAAAUGCUACUUCACAGACUGGAAGAGCAAAACUAUGGGCAGCAGGUUUCAUAUGAGAUGCCGUCAGAUAAAGAGCUGGCUUCCCAGAAACCCCAUGAAGCUGGACAAAGAGGCCUUGCCUGAUCUGGAGGAAACAGACUGCUACACAGCCCCCUUCAGCAGAGCGCGCAUGCAUCACUUCACCAUCAACAACAGACAGACCUUCUUCUCCAACUCCACCAGAAGCAGAAUCGUCCAUCAUGUCCUGCAGCGGACCAAGUAUGAAGACGGAAAGUCAAAGAUGGCUCCUCCACUUUGUUGUCUGUCUCUGCUUAAUUAUUAUGGUCGCCAUGACCGGAUGUUGCUUGCCCAGUCUGUGAGCUCCUGGGAAGGCAUAAAUCGUUUGUUGGGUAACAGCACAUAUGAGGCUGCAUUUCCUCCACAUGAGGGUAGUUACAAGAGCAGACAUCCUAUUAAGACCCACGGUGCCCAAAACCACAGGCACCUGCUGUAUGAGAGGUGGGCCCGCUGGGGCAUCUGGUACAAAUACCAGCCUCUGGACCUCAUCAGGCGGUACUUUGGGGAGAAGAUCGGCCUCUACUUUGCUUGGUUGGGCUGGUACACCGGCAUGUUAAUCCCUGCUGCCCUGGUUGGCCUUUUUGUCUUCCUCUAUGGUCUCUUCACCAUGGACUCCAGCCAAGUCAGUAAAGAGAUUUGUGAAGCCAACACCACCAUCAUGUGUCCUAUGUGUGAGUCAAACUGCGGCCCUUGGACGCUGAGUGACAGUUGUGUCUAUGCAAAGGUGACCCAUCUGUUUGACAAUGGCGGCACUGUGUUCUUCGCUAUCUUCAUGGCUAUUUGGGCCACGGUGUUCCUGGAGUUCUGGAAGAGGCGGAGAGCAGAACUGACUUAUGACUGGGAUCUCAUUGAUUGGGAGGAGGAAGAGGAGGAGCUGAGGCCGCAGUUUGAAGCCAAAUACUCCAGGAUGGAGAGAGUGAACCCCAUCUCUGGCAAGCCGGAGCCCUUCCAGCCUUUCACAGACAAACUCAGCAGGCUCAUGGUGUCUGUGUCCGGAAUAUUCUUCAUGAUUUCCCUUGUUUUGACAGCAGUGUUUGCUGUGGUGGUUUUCCGUCUCAUUGCGAUGGAGAAGUUUGCUUCAUUGGAAUGGGAGUUUGUGAGGAAGAACUGGCAGUUUGCCACCUCUGGCACCGGUGUCUGCAUAAACUUUAUGAUCAUCAUGUCUCUCAAUGUGGUAUAUGAAAAGGUGGCCUAUUUGCUGACCAAUUUAGAGCACCCACGGACAGAGUCAGAGUGGGAGAACAGCUUUGCUCUGAAGAUGUUUUUGUUCCAGUUUGUGAAUUUGAACAGCUCCACAUUUUACAUCGCUUUCUUUCUUGGAAGGUUUGCUGGCCGUCCUGGAAAAUAUAAUAAACUCUUUAAUCGAUGGAGGCUGGAGGAGUGUCACCCGAGUGGCUGUUUGAUUGAUCUGUGUCUGCAAAUGGGCGUCAUCAUGUUCUUUAAGCAAAUUUGGAACAACUUCAUGGAGCUGGGUUAUCCUUUGCUGCAGAACUGGUGGUCUCGUAGGAAAAUGAAGAAAGGAGGCGGUGGAUGGCAAAAUGUAGAGAAUAAAGCUCAGCUUCCCCAGUGGGACAAAGACUGGAAUCUGCAACCAAUGAAUGCUCACGGACUGGUGGACGAAUACCUUGAAAUGGUUCUCCAGUUUGGCUUCACCACCAUCUUUGUUGCUGCAUUCCCACUGGCUCCACUCCUGGCGCUGCUCAACAAUAUCAUUGAAAUUCGUCUUGACGCGUACAAGUUUGUCACUCAGUGGAGGAGACCCAUGCCUGCCCGAGCCACUGACAUAGGUAUCUGGCAUGGGAUUCUUGAAGGUAUCGGCGUGUUGGCAGUCAUCACCAACGCCUUUGUCAUUGCCAUCACCUCUGACUACAUCCCCCGCUUUGUCUACGCCUUCAAAUACGGCCCCUGUGUGGACAAGGGAUACCGGCAUGAGAAGUGUUUGCGAGGCUACAUGAACAGCAGCCUCUCCGUCUUCGACAUGAGCAAGAACAGCAGCCAUGUGCCGCCCAAAUACUGCAGGUACAGAGACUACAGAGCCCCACCCUGGAGCAGCAUGCCCUACGAAUUCACCCUGCAGUUCUGGCACGUCCUGGCUGCCAGGUUGGCCUUCAUCAUCGUCUUUGAGCACCUGGUGUUUGGGAUCAAGUCCUUCAUUGCAUACCUAAUUCCGGACAUGCCAAAGGAUCUCUGUGAUCGAAUGCGACGGGAGAAAUACCUGAUGCAAGAGAUGAUGUAUGAAGCCGAACUGGAGCACCUGCAGAAGGAGAGAAAGAAGAAUGGGAAGCGUUAUCACCAUGAGUGGCCUUAGCUUUACCCCAGCCCCUUGACCCCGCCACCCAUCGCACAGCCCUCAGCUCACAGGCACCACCUCCCCCUGCCUGCUUACCGACAGUGUGCGUGUUCAUUUUGAGAGUGGAGUUUCACUCGGCUGAUUCUGUACACCAAAGACACCAUCUUCUGUAUCUUAGCCCUGAGAUCCUUUCCACAGACCUGCCCAGACCCAGCCUGAGUCCCUUGCCAUCUGCUCCGUGUCCUUUAUUGGCGCUGUUGUUGGUUUUGGCUCUGACCCUCCCACACCUCCUACCCAGUGCCGUCACUUAUCUUCAUCCAGCAGGCUGCCCUUGGCCCUGUGCUGUGUCAUGACUUCACUGGGGAAACCUGUGCAAUUGUAAUGUUUACUAUGCAGAUCAAGGGCUGCAGAUCACCACUGUUCACUUUUGGCACUCACCCUGCACUCUCAGUGUGGCAGCUAGCACCCUGCUUCGACAGUCCAGUGUAGUGCAGCUCGCAGCAUGGCUGUGUUUGUCUCCCAUGGACAUCAACAUGGCCGUUGUUUUCCUGGUUAUGUGACAGCGCUACUGUGGCACUUAUUGUUACUUGUUGCAAAAGUGAUUCUGGUGACGUGGCUACCAAAUAUAACAGACAAUGUUUAUGCAACGUGACUGUAAGUUGCCCUUGAAGCAUGCCAAUUGAUAUUUGCAGUCAACUCGUAAACAUCACAAAAAAGAUGUUAAGAUUCAUACAUUUGAAAGAGGAUUCCUUAUGAAAUCAUGUAAAAUGCAUGGUGAUAUUGUUUUGUAUCUUUUGAUAGACAAAUUCCCUGUCUUGAUGCCUGGUUCACGUGUAUGUGUGUGUGUGUGUGUGUGUGUGUGUGUGUGUGUGUGUACUCUCUGUGAGCUGCGUGUUAAUCUCUUGUCUAUGCUACUGCUGAGCUUGAGCUCCAGCUGAGGGAGUGUGAAUUUAGUGUGAUUUGAUUGUGCCUACAAGUUGUGCACACCACAAUUGUGUCACCAACAUCACGUGUGCCUGUUUGUGCUGCACGUGCUUUUCAAGUGCAAGAAAUACUCUAUCUCCUCGUUCCGUUGUGCGAUCUGCUGUAAACUCUCUGAACUCCCCUGUAAGGAUUUGUUUUGGAUGUGAGUCCCGCCGCAGUACCUACUCCCAGGUCUGAGCUAACGGCUCUGAAAUAAAGUGUACAUUGUAACGUGACUCCGGUCGUGAACAAUGUAUACAGUCACACGCAGGAGCCACGAAUCUGUUGUUCCGCUCUGUGCUCAGUCUGGUUUUCAUUUGCUAUUGGAAGCCCAGAAGGGUGGUUGAAACAUACCUGUGGCUUGGAUGCUCAGUUUACAGAGAGCAUCCGUCUACUGUUCCACACUCACGAAGCACACUCGUAUUCACACACUUUCAAGUCUCGUCUACUGUGAUUGAGCACAAGAGUUGAAUGCGGUUUUCACUGCAUUCUUUCCUGAACCAAUGUGAAAGUGAGAUAAAUUUGCUCGAGUUACAUACACAGCCAUGACAUUGCCUUUUUCAUUGUGGUGUGUUCUGAUGUGGAGGACUAGAGGCCCGUGUUUAGCCCAAUGAGAACUCAGGAAAUACAAAAUAGGCAGCAGGAGAGAUGCAUACAGCUGUGAAGUUAGGUCAGGAUUAUGUCCUAAAUUUCCUGCUGCAUUCAUUCUGAGGUUGAUAGCUAUGGAGUGUAUAAAGUGCAGAAGAACUGGGGCUUGUACUCUGAAGCUGAUUAGAGCGUUUAAACUUCAACCUAAGAACUCGAGUGUAGGUCAUGGUCAUUGUCGAUGGUAUAUAAUCAUUUGAGACUUAGAGUUAAGAGCAUGUGUGGUAGUGUGGAGGUUACAUAGAUCUAUUAAUUGAAGGUAAAGAGUGCAUUGCACAUGACUAACAAAGAAAAUCAAUGCUUAUUCCAUAUUUUACAAUUAUUGUAUAUGAUUUUUUUUCUUGACUGAUUCAGUCUUGUUGUUUUACUUUUCAUUGUAUAUACUUUCCAGAGUAUCAAGAUGUAUGUAAUGUUUUUAUAGGGAUUUUUUUUUCGUGCAACCAGCAUGCAUUCACCUCUUCUCACCCUAAGAUUAAGGCAAUGUAACGUCCGCGUUCCUCAGGUGUCCUCCGAAUGUUUGCAGAUGAUCAACUUUUUAUCAUAUUUUCUAAGAAGCAAUCAAAGGUAUCCUGCUUUUUUAGAUAUAUAUUUUUGCACUGCAGUGCAUUUGCAUGACAGUAAUGCACCCUCACAAUAGUUAAAAAAAAAAAAAAGUGAUACAUUAAAAGCAUGAUUUAUUUCAUCACAUUAAAUGCACAUCACAGCACAUACAUUAACUCAGACGUCUUGGUAAUAUAAUCACCAUACAAUAAAGUAUGAACACAUGUAACACAUAUUAACUGAAAAAUGAUUCUGCUUUCCGAUUAUAACAUUCAACCCAAUUAUUUAAAAGUCAUUAUUAAAUAAUUUUCUCCCUCCAUUCUUGAUUCAUAAGAGAUAGAGAUUUUUAAAAUAUAUACAUAUAUAGAUAUAUAUAUAUUAUUCCAAUAUUUAGGAAUUUAGUCUGAGUUUUGAAAAUAUCUUCCCUGGUAUGUGAACAUUGAAAAUCUAUGCAUGUUGUAGUCCUUGAGUGCUGCAUUAAUUUUGAACAGUGUCAGAUGCAGAUGUAAAUGUAAAUUGUACUGGUACAUUUGUACUGUGGAGUAUGCAUGACUUACACCUGCUUUGAACAGAGCUAAUUUCUGUGAAGUUAUCAGCAGAAUACAUAUCACCCCCCUUUGGUCAUUACUGAUCAUUUUUAGAAGUCAGAUUAUAAAAGAAGUCCAGUAUACGAGAUGUAAGUUGUUUUCUUUUCUUUUCUUUUCUUUCUUUCUUUCUUUCUUUCUUUCUUUCUUUCUUUUUGGUUUGUUUUUAUGCAGGUCACUUUUAUACUCUAAGUAUUUUCUAAAUAAUUGCUUGGACCCAAAUUAAGUUUCAGGCAGAUUAAUAUGAGAAUCUGUCUGAAUUGAAUUUCAAUGAGUCUGUUACAGAAAAGAUGUGAAACCUCAGACUUAAUCUGUGAGGACACACUCAACACAUUUAUGUUUAGCCCAAACAGCUGAAAUGUUUCACCCAAUGGGAUACUGGCACAUUCAUGUAAACACUUAAUGGCAAUUAGAAUUAACGUGACCUUGGAUCUUUGGCUUGUCUGUGCUACAAAUCAUUUCUGGAUGGAACUGUGUCGUGUUAUCUUCUCACCUUCUCACAAAUACAAAUGCUGCACAGUGGUGGAAAGGUGUUUCUCAUGCCUUCUCCUGUUGGCAAUAGUAUAAUAUGGGUAUUGUGUAUUAAGUAAUAAUGGCAUCACCUUGCACAUCUCUGAAAACAGCUGUCUAGAGGGGGAUUAUGCUCGUUAUUGUGUGCUUCUCCUCUUGUUGAACCCAUGAUAGGAUUGUGUACUUGAAGGAAGCACAGGAACGUUAGACCAUAAAUUUAACUGUACAAUAGGAUGUUAUCAGUUGUGACAUGAAGUGUAUCAAUAACAUGUUUACUUUGUUCCUGUUUACAUGUAAAAACAUACAGAAAUGUAUAAAAAAGGAUGUAUCAAAAUAAUUUGGAUAUCACUCUUUUCUGUAAUAAAUCAUGGAUUGUAUCUUUUAAA
This is a messenger RNA of Myripristis murdjan (pinecone soldierfish), 6742 nucleotides long. It is a transcript of the gene ano3, whose product is annotated as anoctamin 3. NCBI's taxonomy places the organism in Eukaryota, Metazoa, Chordata, Actinopteri, Holocentriformes, Holocentridae. The transcript is spliced from 26 exons. The coding region runs from base 142 to 3132 and encodes 996 amino acids. Gene Ontology annotation, cellular component: plasma membrane. The record is from RefSeq and is a predicted model, not a curated record. Gene Ontology annotation, biological process: chloride transmembrane transport. Gene Ontology annotation, molecular function: chloride channel activity; protein dimerization activity.